Durio zibethinus is the source of this 1586-nucleotide messenger RNA. RefSeq names its product WAT1-related protein At5g40240-like. Gene Ontology annotation, molecular function: transmembrane transporter activity. NCBI's taxonomy places the organism in Eukaryota, Viridiplantae, Streptophyta, Magnoliopsida, Malvales, Malvaceae. The record is from RefSeq and is a predicted model, not a curated record. Gene Ontology annotation, cellular component: membrane.
ACUCCAUAGUCAAGAGCAUUUUCCCAAUUUAAAACAAAGAAAUCACAUUGGAAAUAGAUAAAUGAGACAGGAAACCUGCCAAUUACUACCCACCAAACAUGAUAAAAGAGGCUUUUGGAGGUACAAACCAGUGACAGACAGACGGAAAGACAGGCAGACAGGAGAAGAGGAAGAGAUGGCAACAAGUUAUUGUUACAAGGAUGUUCUGCCAUUCACAGCUAUGGUUGCAGUAGAAUGCACAAAUGUAGGGCUAAACAUUUUAUUCAAAGCAGCAACUUUAAAGGGGAUGAGCUACUAUAUCUUUAUCACCUAUUCUUAUGCUAUGGGAGCUCUUCUCCUCCUCCCUUUAUCCUUCAUCUUUUCCAGUAGACCAGUGCUUCCCCCAAUGAAGUUCCAUCUUGUCUCUAAAAUUUUCCUUCUUGGGCUUUUUGGGUUUUUAGCUCAAAUAUGUGCAUACAAGGGUAUAGACUAUAGCUCCCCAACUCUUGCUUCUGCACUCGGCAAUCUCACCCCAGCUUUUACCUUCAUACUUGCUAUUCUUUACAGAUUGGAAAGGGUAGCCUUGAGAAGCUUAACCAGUCGAGCUAAAAUCAUGGGAACCGUAACAUCAAUAUCAGGUGCAUUACUAGUUGUUCUCUACAAGGGCCCCAAAGUUUUUUCAUCUCCACCAUGGACAUCAUCUUCUGUUUUACUUGAAUGGCCUUUGGAGUCAUCAGAAUCGAAUUGGGUAAUUGGUGGGAUGUUACUUGCUGUUGCCUAUCUACUUUUUUCAUUCUGGUACAUUAUUCAGAUCCAGGUCCUGGAGAUGUAUCCAGCUGAGCUGAUUGUAGCCUUCUUUUACAACUUAUGUGCUGCCAUUAUCUCUGCACCUGUUUCCUUCAUAGCAGAAUCAGACUUGAGUUCUUGGAGGCUAAGGCCUAGUAUAGCAGUUAUUGCAGUCCUGUACUCGGGUGUUUUCUCAUCCUUUAGCUCUCUUGUGAUUAUAUGGACCCUUCACGUCAAAGGGCCUGUCUACGUUGCAAUAUUCAGUCCACUGUCAAUUGCCAUUGCUGCUUUUAUGAGUGCCAUAUUCCUUGGUGAUUCUCUGCAUAUUGGAAGUAUUAUUGGAGCAGUUAUCAUUUCUAUGGGAUUUUAUGCUGUAAUAUGGGGACAGGCCAAAGAAGAAGAAAGCACUGAGGAUGACUCUGGCAUAACCAGCUUGGGGACCUCAUCCAAUGGUAAGGUCCCUUUGUUGCAAAGCCAAGAGGCAGAAUAUAUGUAGCAAAGAUUGGAUUGAAAAACAGUAGCAGUCUUCAAUGAUCCAUUAAUGCUCCCUGAAUCAUCAAAUAAUUUGUUUAAUGCCAAUGCAUAUACAAAAACCAAAAGCCUUAAAUAGUUUUUCAGAAUUUGGAUUUGAUCAGAGAAAAUGUAUCCUCUGUAGUUGUAAUUAUAAGAAAAGAUCAUCCAGUUUAGAAUAAAACAGUUGAUUUUGAGCCUGGAAUUUGGGCUUCCAAUGGACUAAUAUAUCAGGUAGAUAUUGGGUUGGGCUUUGGCUUUUUGUACCUGUUUGUUUUAGUAAAUUUGGGCCUACCGCUGGGGCUUUUAAU